GUUUCCAUCUUCAUUAAAUUGAUAGAAAAAAUUUUCAUUUAUAUCAGCACGGUAAGGACUUUAAGAUAAUGCCUUCAGUCAACAACUUUAAUUACUUACCUAGAUUCGCACAAGAAAAGGGAAGUAAAAACACUACCACGUGCACUGCACGUGAACGAUGCUAGUUCGCUUAAAACGGAACGGAACAAAAAAAUAUUACCUGAAAGACGCCUUUCUUUUUAUACAAACCACGAUUAGGUUCAUCGAACCUGGUCCUCCCCGCACCACGAAGAGGCAAGAGCUAAAUUCUCUUCCACCACCGCCCCUUCGGCAUCACCAAAACGCAGCAGCCAGCCAACGCCCCGCCAAAGCUUACAAAAUCCAUUUGACUUCAACUCCGUCCUCGCUCUUUUCCCCGUUAUAUAUUCCACACAUUUCCCUGCUUUCAAAAGGAGAACCACUCCAUUAAGUGCCAACGAACUCUACCGCCGUCACCGCCUCAAAUUCCCCCAUUACUUCCAUUUGAACUCAUUUCAGCUCUCUCACACCAUGGCCUUAGCCGCCGCCUCCUCUUCUUGCUUGCUCGCUAGAAACCUCUCCCACUUCUCCUCCUCUUCCUCCUCCCCAUCUCUCCCCUCCUCCAAACCUUCGCCGUUAUCCCCUUUCUUCCCCUGCCGUCAAUCACAACGCAUCGUCUUUUGCUCCGCCACCGCCGCUGCCUCUCCGUCAUCUCCCUUCACGGAGAAAAGCUCCGCCGAGAGAUACCGAAGAGAUAGCUGGGCUUACGGAUCCGGCGUCCCGCUGCCGGUUUCCGCCCACCAAAACUUCAGCGAUAGGGAGAAUGAGAUCGCGCUGCAAUUGCCAGAGCUCAAGAGGUUGCUAGAGGCCCUGAGGGCCGCCCGGAGGGCGCAGGCCGCUGGCGGCCGCUGCGGGCCGGGGUGUGUGUCGUUGGUGGGGACCGGGCCGGGUGACCCGGAGCUGCUGACGCUGAAGGCGGUGCGGGCGAUCGAGCAGGCCGAUCUCAUCCUCUAUGAUCGGUUGGUGUCCAAUGAUGUGCUGGGUUUCGUUAGGGAUGAUGCCAAGAUGCUCUAUGUCGGGAAGACGGCCGGAUAUCAUAGCCGGACCCAGGAGGAGAUUCAUGAGUUGCUUCUGAGCUUCGCUGAGGCUGGUGCCAAUGUGGUGAGGCUAAAAGGAGGGGAUCCUCUGGUCUUUGGCAGAGGUGGAGAGGAGAUGGAUUUUCUCCAGAAACAGGGAAUUCAAGUCAAGGUCAUUCCAGGGAUCACUUCUGCUUCUGGGAUAGCAGCAGAGCUUGGAAUUCCACUGACCCACCGAGGUGUUGCAAAUAGUGUUAGAUUUUUAACUGGACACUCAAGAAAUGGAGGAAUGGAUCCUCUCUACGUGGCAGAGAAUGCUGCUGAUCCUGAUUCAACCUUGGUUGUCUAUAUGGGUUUGUCAACCCUGCCAGCUCUUUCUUCAAAAUUGAUGAAGCAUGGCUUGCCAGUAGACACUCCAGCUGUUGCAGUGGAGCGAGGAACAACCCCACAGCAACGAAUGGUGUUUGCAGAACUCAAGGACAUUGUCUAUGAGGUUAAAUUAGCAGACUUGGUGUCCCCAUCUCUAAUAAUUAUUGGCAGGGUGGUGGCCUUGUCACCUCUCUGGCCCCAAUCUUCUGAAGAAGCUGUUGUGUUAAAGACAUGGCAGCGAUCUUCCAGCCAGAUAGAAUGACAAUAAUGCCUUUCCUUUUAUUUAUCCUCUGUUCCAUCAGACAGGCAAGGAUACCACAGCUCAUCCUGUCCUUUAGCGGAACCUUGAGAAGUACUUAUUUUAAAAGAAGCAUGAGGAUGAACACAUGGCUCACCAUGUUAACAAUCACGUCCAGCAGCAUCAUGCAAAAAGAUGGAACCCUUGGAGGUUUCUGUUGCCGGUACAUGUACUGCAUCGUCCCAGCUGACUCCUAGGGCUUAGUUGGCUUGAUAUUUACUAGAAAAUAAUUCAUUUUUAUUCUUUUGAGAAAUCGAACAGGUUCCAUUUGCUUCAUAGCCUGAUUUAUUUACUGAUUCAUAGCCUGAUUCAUUUACUGAUUACAGAUGUUCUAUUUUGAAAGUGUUGGCUGAGAGUGGAAUUAAUUUGCUCCAUAUUGAUGGAGACCUUUCAUUCCAACGUACCAUAAAUCUUUUCUGUUUUUGCAUGACAAUGUAUCAUGAAUGUUUCAAAUGAUGUCAUGUCUGUUAUCUACUGCAUAUCUUUUCUUGCUAAACAUAUGAAUAUAGUAUUACGUUUUCAGUGGUUGCUGUAGUCCUCUUAAACAACUAAUGUCGUCAUAUAUGGUGUCAGCUAUGGCACUCAAGCAGUCCGUUGCACAGCAUCAUCAAAGCAAGUGGCAUCCUUGUCUGCUAUCACUGCAGCAUCAGCAAGCUCCCUAAUCUGAUGUUAAGAUUUACGGAUGAGAUUGCUCCAUAAGCUUAGUAAGUUUAUUUGAAAUGUCAUCGCCAAAUGAUUGCUCUCCGCAUUUCUCAGAUGAAAACUAUAGUCAACAUUUUAUAAAAAUUAAAAUGCCCUUAUUUUCUGGUGCAUCAAA
Molecule: messenger RNA, 2557 nt
Organism: Elaeis guineensis (African oil palm)
Lineage: Eukaryota; Viridiplantae; Streptophyta; Magnoliopsida; Arecales; Arecaceae
Product: S-adenosyl-L-methionine-dependent uroporphyrinogen III methyltransferase, chloroplastic
Biological process (GO): siroheme biosynthetic process
Molecular function (GO): uroporphyrin-III C-methyltransferase activity
Source: RefSeq, a predicted model, not a curated record